CGCUGGUGACACUGCAGUGUUUGAAGAUGGGCAAGGAGCAGGUCAUUACUGAUUUUGAGGAGUAUUUCCAGGAACGAGGACCAACUGUUACAUUUAGCAACUUGCAUUACUGUGUUCAAGAGACAAGGUUCUGCCGCAAAACAGGCCCAGAGAAACACAUCCUCAAAGAUGUCAGUGGCAUAAUGAAACCAGGGAUGAAUGCAAUCAUGGGGGCCACAGGAAGCGGUAAAACAUCACUGCUGGAUGUAAUCGCAGGAAGAAAAGACCCUGCUGGGCUACUCCAGGGACGGGUCUUAGUCAAUGGCAAGGCUGUCACAUCUGAACUCAGGCUUAGCUCUGCCUAUGUGGUUCAGGAUGAUAUCCUGAUGGGCACUUUAACCGUGAAAGAGAACCUUCUAUUUAGUGCCAACCUGCGCCUCAACCCAAAGUAUCACUCCUCCACCGAUAAGGAGGACAGAGUAAAUGCCAUCAUCCAGGACUUAGGCCUUACAGACUGUGCUGACACUAAUAUUGGCACUGAGUUUCUGCGGGGUGUAUCGGGAGGGGAGAGGAAGAGGUGCAGCAUUGGGAUGGAACUCAUCACUUCUCCCUCACUGCUGUUUCUGGAUGAGCCAACUACUGGACUGGACUCUAACACAGCAAACUGCAUCAUUGGUCUUCUGCACAAGCUGUCCAGAAGAGGUAAGACUGUGAUCUUCUCCAUUCACCAACCACGCUACUCCAUCUUCAAACAGUUUGACCACCUGACUCUGAUGCACAAAGGCGAGGUAGUGUAUGCAGGAGCAGCUGGUUAUGCAUUGGAGUACUUCACAGAUCUUGGAUUCCAAAUUGAGGCUUUCAACAACCCUGCUGACUUCUUCAUGGACAUCACAAAUGGAGAAGCAACAUCAACAGCAGAAUCGUUGGCUGGAGUGGAUUGUAACAACUCCCUGGCAAUGAAAUAUCACCAGUCCCGUCUGUACCAGAAUGUGAUAGAAGAGUUGGACCAUGUCAACCAGAGCAUUGCUGAAAUGGUCAUAGCUGAAGAAGAAGCAGUGGACUAUGCCACCUCUUUUCUCUAUCAAAUGCGUGUGGUGUGUGGCAGGACAGUGCUGAACAUUCUGAGGAAUCCACAGACCUCUUAUGCCCAGUUGGCUCUCAACAUCUUCUUUGCAAUUCUGGUGGGACUCAUUUACUACCAGAUGCCCUUGACAUUGCCUGAGGCUUUGCAGAAUAGGAGUGGAGCCUUUUUCUUCCUUAUCAUCAACAUGGUGUUUGGGAAUCUUUCUGCUGUUGAACUCUUUAUCAAUGAAAGGGCUAUCUUUAUCCAUGAGAACUCCAGUGGCUACUACCGUACCUCCGUCUACUUCCUGUCUAAGAUCUUUGCUGAUCUCCUCCCCAACCGCAUGAUCCCAAUCUUUGUAUUUUCAGCCAUCGCCUACUAUAUGAUGGGGUUGAAACCUGCCUUUGAAGCCUUCCUCUGCUUUGCUCUGACCAUGUCUAUGGUCAGCCUGGCAGGAGUUGGACUUGCUUUUCUCGUCUCAGCGAGUGUAUCUACAUUUGCGAUGGCUAACAUCCUCAUUGCUCUACCCUUUGUGUUUAUGAUGGUCUUUGGUGGAUUCCUUGUCAAUCUAAAUGCCAUGCUGAACUGGCUCUCUUGGCUGAAAUGGAUCAGUAUUUUCAGAUAUGGACUGAAUGCCGUCAACAUCAAUGAGAUGAAAGGACAGUUGUUCUUAAGCAACACUACAAUUAUCCCAGGGGAGCUGUUUCUGAGAAGCAUGGACAUCGACUACUCUGUGUGGGGCUUCUGGCAGAACCAAGUGGCUCUACUGGGAAUCAUUGUUGUCUGCAUGGUCCUGGCCUAUGUGCAGCUGAGACGAAUCAACCGCUGGAAAUGAUGCCUGCCCAUUUGUUUGUGUAUCUAUCAUGCACUGUACAAUAUGUCUUUAUUCUAUUUAU
Melanotaenia boesemani (Boeseman's rainbowfish) is the source of this 1938-nucleotide messenger RNA. It is a transcript of the gene abcg2b, whose product is annotated as ATP-binding cassette, sub-family G (WHITE), member 2b. The coding region runs from base 27 to 1877 and encodes 616 amino acids. NCBI's taxonomy places the organism in Eukaryota, Metazoa, Chordata, Actinopteri, Atheriniformes, Melanotaeniidae. Gene Ontology annotation, cellular component: plasma membrane. Gene Ontology annotation, molecular function: ABC-type transporter activity; ATP binding; ATP hydrolysis activity. The transcript has 15 exons. The record is from RefSeq and is a predicted model, not a curated record.